CUGGGGAGCUAUAGAAUGAAUCCUUUCUGGCGGCUUGUUUCCACCGGUUCAAAAUGGAAAGUAUAUAUUGACCAAAUUAACAGGGCUUUGGAGAAUUAUGAACCAUGUUCAAGUCAAAACUGCAGCUGCUACCAUGGUGUCAUGGAAGAGGAUCUGACUCCUUUCCGAGGAGGUAUCUCCAGGAAGAUGAUGGCGGAGGUAGUCAGCCGGAAACUAGGGACCCACUAUCAGAUCAUUAAGAACAGAUUAUACCGAGAAAAUGACUGCAUGUUCCCCUCAAGGUGUAGUGGUGUUGAACACUUUAUUUUGGAAGUUAUUGGGCGCCUCCCUGACAUGGAGAUGGUGAUCAAUGUACGAGAUUAUCCUCAGGUUCCUAAAUGGAUGGAGCCUGCCAUUCCAGUCUUCUCCUUCAGUAAGACAUCAGAGUACCAUGAUAUCAUGUAUCCUGCUUGGACAUUUUGGGAAGGAGGACCUGCUGUUUGGCCAAUUUAUCCUACUGGUCUUGGACGGUGGGACCUCUUCAGAGAAGAUCUGUUAAGGUCAGCAGCCCAGUGGCCAUGGAAAAAGAAAAAUUCCACAGCAUACUUCCGAGGAUCAAGGACAAGUCCAGAACGAGAUCCUCUCAUUCUUCUAUCGCGGAAAAAUCCCAAACUUGUUGAUGCAGAAUACACCAAAAACCAAGCCUGGAAAUCUAUGAAAGAUACCCUGGGAAAGCCAGCUGCUAAGGAUGUCCAUCUUGUGGAUCACUGCAAAUACAAGUAUCUGUUUAAUUUCCGCGGUGUAGCUGCAAGUUUCCGGUUCAAACACCUCUUUCUGUGUGGUUCACUUGUUUUCCAUGUUGGUGAUGAGUGGCUGGAAUUUUUCUAUCCACAGCUGAAGCCAUGGGUUCACUAUAUCCCAGUCAAAACAGAUCUCUCCAAUGUCCAGGAGCUGUUGCAGUUUGUAAAAGCAAAUGAUGAUGUAGCUCAAGAAAUUGCUGAAAGGGGAAGCCAGUUUAUUAUGAAUCACUUGCAGAUGGAUGAUGUCACCUGUUACUGGGAGAACCUGUUGACUGAAUAUUCUAAAUUGCUCUCCUAUAACGUUACAAGAAGGAAAGGCUAUGAGCAGAUUAUCCCCAAAAUUCUGAAAACUGAACUCUAGUAGUCAUCAUUGGACUGUAGUCCUCUCCGUGGCAGCGGCUCUCAGACGUCCUGCAGUCAGAAGCUUACUCUUGAGUGUGGUACCUAUCCUUGGAUACUAUUACCAAGUCAAAUAUCUGAUUUUCCUUAUCAUGCCGAACCAAGAGCAACUUUCAAGAAAAAUCCAAAAUGUAUCUAAAUACAGAUAUGAUGCGGCUCAAUGCUUUGGCUGAAUAGGAUGAGAAAUCAUGAGAUACGGGUUUUGAACCCAAUUCUGCCUUUCAGUUUCAGGACUAAUCACAGCUUGUGCCUCAGAUCAUCCACAUGUGUAUGUCCGUCACUGUGAAACUGAGUGUGUUCAUGGGAUGAUGCCCUUUGUCCUGUUGUUUGGAGCAGAAAAUCGAUUAUUUGGAACUAGUACAACUCAUCACUGCAAUUCUGCAGUUAUGCUACACUUGAUCUGUGUUGCUGUAUGUUAAUGUAGAAAGCCCUGUAGGGUUUGUGAAAAAUACUUGGUGAUUAUUCCUGAGAGGUCUAAGGAAGCAGUAGCUGUGCCAUCAGUGACAUAGGAUUUCUCUUUGGUAAAGCAUAAACUCCUUGGUACUCAGGAGGUUUCUAUAAAGCCACGUAGAAAGGGGCCAAUUUUAUGAUUAAUUAUUGCAAUUGGAUUUCAAGUUCCCUUUUUGUGCCUUCACACCCUUCUUUAUAGUCUGUUUCCAAAAAAAAGAUAAAAACCUCUUAAUGAAUUUAGGAAGUAGUCCUUACUCUUUAAAGGAACUGUGCAUAAAACAGCAACUCUUCCUCAUUCUUCACACACCCUUAAUAUUUUUCCUCCAUGAACUGGCAGCCAUCCACUCUUGCAGGUGUCUCAAGGAGUCUUCAUAUGUGAAAUGUUGUUAAGUUAGGAGUUUAGAGCAUUCAACUUUAGCACUUAAUCUAUAUAGGAAUUAUUGGUUUUAGUGCACAUCCAUGUUGGAGUGCUUCCUUUUCCUUUUCUUCUCUUUUUGAAAAAGCCACGUGGAUAGUAGUUUAAUCUCUCAGGAUGUUCUCCGUAACGUAGUAAAAAAAUGAAAAAAACAAUUUAGAUUAAAACCCACAUAGUCUGAUGACUUAGAACAGCCCUUAUCCCUUAGGCACAAACUUCACACAGAGAAAUCAGCUCUUUUCCUUUGCCUCUUAAGAACUCUUUGGUGUUAACUGGUUUUAAAAUUAGUAAAUGUAAGAUUCAGUUAUAUAAAAUCAGGGACUUUAUUCCAUUUGUGAAAUAAGUAUUUGGCCUUUUAAACUCCCUUUCACAAAAUUUUAAGCCUGUGGACCUUCUUAGAGGACUUUCUGGUAAGAUCAUUGCAUGGAAUAAGGCAGAUGUUUAAAGUUAGAUUUUUUAUUUGAGUAUUAAAAACCCAUGGGGACCAUGUCCUUUGGUGUUAUAAGUCCGGCGAUAAGCAGUCUAGAUUUCUGAGUUGUACUGUAGUUUUGCCGUAUCAAUAGGAGGCCAUCGGAGAGAUUACCACUCUAUUUUAAUUUUCUUCUCACUAAACUAGGAGCAAAAUUUUCCGUCCUUUGGAUUAGGAGCUGAAGCUGCGUUUACCUGGGAGUGUUUCCCACUUUGCUUCAGGUUCCAGCUCAAGCAUCAUCUUCUCUCAGAAUCCUUGUUUUCAUUCCUCUUGGCAGUUAGAGGCUAUCAUAACACUUUGCUCAUUAUAUGUCCUCUAUUAUAUGUCAUCACAUUGCACUGUAUUUGACUGUUUCUCCUGCUAUUCUGUGAGCUUCUUGAUGAGUGAGAAUCAUGUUUUACUCAUCCUGAUAUCUCCAUUACCCAGCACAGUGCCUCACACAGAAGGAUGCACAGAAGGAUGUUGGAAGGGUAGGUGGAUGGAUGGAUGUGUGGAUGGAUGAAUGGAGACAGCAGGCUUAACUAGAUCCUAUUUAUAGAUUGCUCAGCCAUUGGCUCCAAGGGGGACUGGACAAGACUGUAAGAACUGGAUCAAUGCAAAUUAUUACCUGCCCUCUGAAGAGUCAAUAAGGGCAUCUUUUUGUAUUUAAAUAUAGCAAAUGUUAUUCAGAUUUUACAUUUAUCUGUUUGCCUCAGUGUAGAUGCUGAAGAUGGUGUGUAAUGAUAUGUAAAAUGUAUGGUAUUGAAAUAAUUUUUAUCUCCAUAACUUGAA
This is a messenger RNA of Vicugna pacos (alpaca), 3283 nucleotides long. The record is from RefSeq and is a predicted model, not a curated record. Lineage: Eukaryota; Metazoa; Chordata; Mammalia; Artiodactyla; Camelidae.